Messenger RNA from Ruditapes philippinarum (Manila clam), 510 nucleotides. RefSeq lists its product as uncharacterized. Bases 100 to 495 code for a protein of 131 amino acids. The record is from RefSeq and is a predicted model, not a curated record. The transcript is spliced from 2 exons. NCBI's taxonomy places the organism in Eukaryota, Metazoa, Mollusca, Bivalvia, Venerida, Veneridae.
CUACUUUAUAAAUAAGAUCAUGCGUUUAACAUAUUUUACUUCCUGAUUUAUCCUGUAUAAACAAGUUAUUGGCUUAGGAGGGAAUAUAAAUAGUUAAAAAUGCUCUUUGGAAUUUUGAUAUUGCAAACAUGUUUGUUUGCGGUCAAAGCUGAUGUUAUACUGACACCAUGGCCUGCUCUAGCAGCUGUAGGAGAAUCCUUUACAUGGACAUGUACAUACACUGGUAGUGAGACAGUGUCUGGAUUUUCAUGGUUUUUGAAUGGAAAUACACUUGCCCUUAUCAUAUCACCAGCAUGUACACCAUUUCGUGAUCCACCAAACUCCUCAUUAUGUGAAUAUGACUGUCUAUCUACAAAUCAGGCAACAUUUACCGUUAAACAGAUUUCCAACAUGAAUAAUGGUAACAGUUGGCAAUGUGCAGUUGCUGCUCAAGAAUACUUAUACAGUAAUUAUGUUACCGUAACAGUUCAAGGUAAUAGUCUUUCAUUUUUAUAAACAAUAAUAGUGGAA